GUGCAACCCUAGCAGCACCCAUUUCACUGUAUUUCUAGCUGAACGUCGUCAACGACGACGGCGUUAACCAUGGAUGGAGCGCCAGACAAGCGGCAUGCAGCCUAUCAGUCGAUUUUCGGGCGGCCUACCCACCACCAACCGCCCCCCCCACCACAAUAUUAUCCUCAAUAUCAGGACCGGCGUACUUCAUAUGUUUCUUACCACCACCAGCAGCCGCCCAAUGCGCAAUAUAUAUACAGGCAACCACCGCCAAUGCAAUACGGGUAUCCACAUGCCCCUUCUGGAUCGUCCUUGGCCCCCCCGACGGGCAUCACUCGCGCGAGAUCUGUCGCCAGCAACCCGAAUGGCAUGGGCGUCAUCGUUCCUCUGCCAGAAGAGCCGCCAGAUCCUAGCCUCGACGCAUUAACAAGGUCUGGUCUUACUCCAGCUCAGGCAUACCAGGCCCAGGUCUAUCUGAAUGGUCCAAAGCAUUACCAGGCGUCUCCCAUGCCCCAGAGUCGCACUCCUGAUCCACCAAGGCUCGGAAUCCCCGUUGAUGGUUCUCGACUCAACGUUGAUUUUUCCAACUUGAGUGAUGCCGGAACUGAUGACAGCAGUGAGCUUCCGUGGGCUCGCAAGGGUCCAACACCUUCUCCCCCCAUACCGCCUCAUCAUCACAGCCGCUUUUCCCAUGGGUCGUCCGAGAGUCCAUUUCCUCUUCAUGUCGACACACACUCUGCCCAGUCCAUCCGUUCCUCAGUCACCAGUGCCUCUCCUUCUUCAUUUACAAUGGUCGAACAUCCUUCUAUGGAAGAAUCUACAGUCUCCACUGUAACUGUCCGCAGGUCAUCCGAAUCUGCUCAUAUUCCUCGCGUCGGCGGUCCCCGCCGUGAACGGACUCCACAAGAUCGUUCCAUGUCCAUGUCUGCGGCGACGACAUCGGUGCGCAACUCCGUGACUCGUCCUCCCAUUCCGUCUCAUAAGGAAGGGCGGGAUUCUCCAAACUCUAUUCGUGUCCCUAAGAAGUCCCCCAUCGUCUACCCUGCCCUCCUUUCCCGCGUUGCUGAAGCCUUCCGAGAUCGUAUAACCUUAGGCGACCGUAUCAAGGAUGGACUGGAGUACAAAGAGGCGUUCGACGGACGUGAAGCGGUCGAUAAGAUCGCCUACAUAAUCAAAACAACAGACAGGAAUCUUGCCUUACUGUUAGGGCGUGCUCUCGAUGCUCAGAAGUUCUUCCACGAUGUCACCUAUGACCACCGUCUUCGUGACAGCCCCAACGAGCUUUACAGGUUCAGAACAAAGCUUCCAAGUCCUUUCGUCAGCGGGGAAUUAGGUAUCAAAAAUAACGAGCCUAUCAUGCCCAAAAUUCUCACCGAAGACGAGAAUGAUUCGUCUCCAUCUCCAUCUACCUCUAUUCCUCUUCCUCGACCGCGUAAAGGUUCGGUGACUUCUGAUGAGGUCGAAUUACCAUCUGGAGUUUUCACCCUUCUCACCGACUGCUAUUCCCCCACAUGUUCUCGAGAUCAGUUGUGUUACAGCAUAGCCUGUCCCCGCAGACUUGAACAGCAAGCUCGACUGAAUAUGAAGCCACAACCUGGUCUAUCCAAGCAAAUUAGCCGAGAAAGUUUAGGCGACUUGCCCGAUGCCGGAACUCUUUGGAUUCAUUCGGUACCGCAGGAAGUCGUUAACAGUGUUUCUGAUCAAGAGAAGAAGAGACAGGAAGCAAUCAACGAAGUCAUCUACACAGAACGCGACUUUGUGAGGGACAUGGAAUAUCUUCGAGAUAUCUGGAUUAAACGUCUCCAAGAACAUGACGACGUCAUUCCACUUGAGCGACGGACGGCUUUCCUGGAACAAGUCUUCUGGAACGUGUUUGACAUCAUUGCCGUGAAUACGCGUCUCCGAGACGCUCUCAACAAACGUCAAAAAUCUUAUGCCGUGGUGGAGAAGAUUGGUGACAUCUUAUUGGAAGCUGUCCCUCACUUUGGGCCAUUCGUGUCGUAUGGUGCCCAUCAACUCUAUGGCAAGUACGAGUUUGAGAAGGAGAAGAACGCGAAUGCGGCGUUCGCACAAUUUGUUGAGACCACGGAACGAUUGCCGGAGUCAAGAAAGUUGGAGCUCAAUGCGUAUCUCACUAAGCCGACUACUCGAUUAGCAAGGUAUCCUCUACUGCUAGAGGCUGUUUUGAAACACACGCCUGAGGACAAUCCAGACAAGACUUUGCUUCCUGAGGCCAUCUCGCUUGUGCGGGAAUUUCUGGGUCGUGUCAAUACCGAAUCGGGCAAGACGGAGAAUCGGUUCAAUUUGAUCCAACUUGAUCAGGCAUUAGUCUUCAAACCUGGAGAAGAAGUAAAUCUUCGACUUCGGGAAGAAGGCCGAGAUAUGGUUUAUAAGGGUCCUCUAAACAAACGCGACGGGGAAAUUCAAGUGUACCUAUUUGAUCACGCAUUAUUGUUUACGAAAUUUGUCAAGACGAAACAGCAUGAGCAGGUCAAAGUCUAUCGUCGACCAAUACCUCUCGAACUCCUCCUCAUCACCGCAUCAGAAGACAGCAACACUGGAAAUGGUACCGUUAGACCACGGCAACGUCAAGGUCUCGUCAAGAAGACGUCUUUCAAUCGGGACAAUCGUGGAUCACCUCAUGCCCCUUCCAUAGUAGUUCGUCCUCCGGAAGGAGCAAAAGGCCAGUACUGGAUCAACUUUAUCCAUUUGGGCCGGAAGUUCUACAAUCUCGUCCUAUGGUCGAAUUCCCAGUUAGGCCAGCGCAAGUGGCUUGAAAAUAUUUACCAGCAACAGCAAGCCAUGCGAGAGCGGAGUACCAUUUUUGAGACCAUAACGCUGUGCGAGGGCUUUUUUACUGGGGUGAACAAGGUCAAUUGCGUGGCUCCAUUGAGUGGGGGCAGGAGAAUGGCUUAUGGGACAGACGACGGGGUUUACAUCAGUGAUUUAAGGGACAUGUCUAAGGAUCCCGUAAAAGUAUUGGCGCUAUUGGAAGUCAUGCAACUUGACGUUUUGGAAGCAUAUCAGCUACUCAUCAUCCUUUCCGAGCGAUCAGUGUUUACAGUACCUCUCGAUGCCCUGGACCCUAUGGAUCCUAAUGCUGGUAUCAAACGGGCGAAGCGCAUAUCAUCCCAUACGUCAUUCUUUAAAGCAGGAUACUGCCUCGGGAAGAUGUUGGUGUGCAUUGUGAAGUCGACUCAGCUAUCUAGUACUUUCAAGACUCUGGAGCCCAUAGAUCAAAACGUACGUGGGCGGAGCAAGCCGACUUUCAAAAAGUUGAUCAAUGGAGGUAACGAUACAUUGAAGCUUUUCAGGGAAUUUUACAUACCAGUCGAGUCCACGUCGAUACACUACCUCAAGACGAAAAUGUGUGUUGGGUGCCCUAAGGGCUUCGAGAUUGUCGACCUUGAGACGUUAGAUACGCAGGGACUUUUGGAUCCCAGCGACGAGUCUCUAGAAUUUGUUCGAAGGAGGGAGGGUCUGAAGCCUAUGGCGAUCUAUCGCAUUCAGAACGAGUUCCUGUUGUGCUAUGAUGAAUUUGCUUUUUAUGUCAACAAGUCUGGUCGAAUGUCAAGGAAGGACUUUAUGGUGCAUUGGGAGGGCGUUCCUACCGGAUUUGCACUGCAUGAGCCUUUUGUGCUUGCAUUCGAACCGUCGUUUGUGGAAAUAAGGCAUAUAGACACAGGCGCAAUGUCGCAAGUCAUCCAAGGCUCUAAUCUAAAGUUGUUGUUUGCAGACAACCCACCAUCCAUCAUUAACAAUGGUGGUGCCUACUACAACUCUUAUCCAGCCAGCUACGGGGGUUACGGACAGCAGGCGCAGCAGGUGCCAUAUCAUUCCAACAUGAACGUGAAUCAGUACAAUCGAAAUUCGCUAGGCACCGGUCGUGACGAGAUACUGAUGGUUUCUGACGAUCGAGUGUUGGCUCUACGAACAGUCUCAGGAACACAAAGAUACAUGUCGGAUAACGUGUCGAUGGCAUCACGCGGAUCACGGUGACAUCUAAUUGCUUUUUUCGUUUUCAUUUCGUUCGUUGUUGUGCUUUGUUCCUUUGAUAUUCCUCUUGUCCUAUAUUAACCUGCACCUGCACAUACCUGCUGUUUGUCUGUCAUAUCAAUUCACUCACGUUGUCUUAGGAUAUAUUCUAGUAUCUGUAUUAUCAAUCCUAAAAUUAUUUGGAUCACGCGAGCUUACACCUAGCGCUUUCUCAGGUCCAUUGUACAAGUCAGGAAUUCAAAGAGCUCUGUAGCGACUAAUCCG
Guyanagaster necrorhizus is the source of this 4239-nucleotide messenger RNA. Its product is annotated as CNH-domain-containing protein. Gene Ontology annotation, molecular function: guanyl-nucleotide exchange factor activity. Lineage: Eukaryota; Fungi; Basidiomycota; Agaricomycetes; Agaricales; Physalacriaceae. The record is from RefSeq and is a predicted model, not a curated record. Bases 70 to 3978 code for a protein of 1302 amino acids. Gene Ontology annotation, biological process: intracellular signal transduction. The transcript has 10 exons.